Molecule: messenger RNA, 798 nt
Organism: Coffea arabica (coffee)
Lineage: Eukaryota; Viridiplantae; Streptophyta; Magnoliopsida; Gentianales; Rubiaceae
Source: RefSeq, a predicted model, not a curated record
AUGGAGAGAUAUUUCAAGAGGAAAUCAAUGGAAAAAGAGUCAUCUAAUAAAGAAGAAGUCAAGGAUAAUGAAAAUAUUCAAAAGGAUAUUUCAAAUGCUUUGGCAAGUGAGACUACAAGCAUUAUUGUAAAUGACAUUGGACAUGGAUUGUUUGCUAUUUUAUGUGAUGAAUCUCGUGAUGCAUCAACAAAGGAGCAAUUAGCAGUUGUUAUUCGUUACGUGGAUUCACAUGGAUAUGUGAUUGAGCGUUUUCUUGGCAUUUUACAUGUAAGAGAUACUACUACUCUUUCACUUAAAAAAGCAAUUGAUGUUUUAUUUUCAAAACAUGGUUUGAGCAUAUCACAAAUCUGUGGUCAAGGUUAUGAUGGUGCUAGUAACAUGCGAGGGGUUGCAAAGAAACAUGUCCAAGUCUCUUCUAUGUAUAAUACAUUGUCUACCUUAGUGCAUGUUCUUGAAGGUUCAUCUAAAAGACAAGAAAUUCUUAGAGAACAACGCCUUAAGAAAGUCGUUGAUGAUCUAAUGACUGGAGAUCUUGUGAGUGGUCGGGGUUUAAAUCAAGAAACUAGCCUUCAAAGAGCUUGUGAUACACAUGUUGGGGUUCAUUUUGGCUCGUUGUUAAAGUUGGUUCUUAUGUAUGAUUCUGUAAUAGAUGUUCUUUUGAUAAUUGAAAAUGAUGAAAAUCAUGGAAUAACGAAUGCACUAUCUGAAGCAUUACAAAGGAAGGAUCAAGAUAUUGUGAAUGCUAUGGGUCUGGUCAAAGUUUCCAAGCAACAAUUACAAGCUACUAGGGAAGAUUGA